Messenger RNA from Gadus chalcogrammus (walleye pollock), 8392 nucleotides. RefSeq names its product cytoplasmic linker associated protein 2 (gene clasp2). Gene Ontology annotation, cellular component: cytoplasmic microtubule; microtubule organizing center; spindle microtubule. The coding region runs from base 2980 to 7626 and encodes 1548 amino acids. The record is from RefSeq and is a predicted model, not a curated record. Gene Ontology annotation, molecular function: microtubule binding. Gene Ontology annotation, biological process: mitotic spindle assembly. NCBI's taxonomy places the organism in Eukaryota, Metazoa, Chordata, Actinopteri, Gadiformes, Gadidae. The transcript has 44 exons.
CCCUGCUCUCUCCCCCUCAUGCUAAGCCAUAGAUUCCAUGGAGGAUGAAGAAGAGUGUGCAGAGAGUGCUGAUGGCUCUGGGUUACACUGCUGUGGUAAGGUGAGGUGGUGGUUAAGGUGGACAGAUGUAUGUUUAUUUUCUCUCCAUCCUUCCCACUUGGCCAGAACUGGAUAAACAAUUGACUUAAACCAGCCAGCCCACCCCACCAGCAUCCUCCCAGUGCAACCCCCCCCCCCCUCCAACCCUAAGUAAGUAGGUGUCACCUGGACAAGAAGAGAUGCAGAUGCAGAAUAUCUCUCUCUACGGCUCCAGCAGUUAUAGAGGCUUACAACUCGAAAAAACGAAAACAAAAAAAACUGAAGAUUCAUUCUCUGUGGAAUAUCAUCAUCAUCUCAACCAACCAAUGACACGGCAGCCCUGUCGACCAUGGGGAUAUUUUGUGAGUGAGAGCCUUGUGGGAAGACAGGACCACCCCUCUGGGGUCGUGGUCUGUGCUGGUCCACCCAACAUGGAGGGAACACCAUGAAGAGCAGUAUAGAAGGAUCGUUUUGUGCUUUGGAGAAUGUUCUCAGACAUUUCACUUCUAUUUGCACAGAGAAUGUUUUGCAAUGGCGGGAGCAAAAAAAUUGAUGUGAUAAUUACAAUAUCCGCUACUCACUGGAAACUGAGAAUAGAGGCCUAUGACGUUUUAAUUUGUAUUUUCGGUUUUCCUGUGCUUCUUGUAAUUGUCCAUGCUUUUUUGUCGUGUGUGGGGGGGGGGUCCUCUCUUGAAAAGAAAAAAAAGAAUAAGAACGUCAAGAGUUUCUAUUUGACAUGAAAGGACCGUGUGCCAGAUCCUCAGCAGCAGAAGAAAUGCAGUUGGCUGUGAGUGCUACCUCUCUCCAGGAUGUGUGGCAUAAUGUUGCACCAUAGGCCCUGAUCCAAACUAGGCCGUUGCCCUGUCAGCUAAAGCUCCUUAUAGUACCACCAGAGACCUGUUAACCUGUCUGUCAAUCACACAGACCACACUAGCUUGAUUUGUGCCCGCAACUUGGUCUCCGUUUACAACUUUAGACAAAGAUUAGCAGCGCAAACAUAGCCAGCCAACAACCAACACAUCUGUUCUGCUCAUUUGGAGAAAUAACUUGAAUCCAUGUUCAAAUUCUUUAAAAUGUACUUGUUGGACUCGUGACAAAUCAAUUCACAUGAAUUGAAAAUAACAGGGGUAAUGAACAUGCCGAGUUCAAAAAAAGCUCUAAAAAGCUUUGUAAAUGCUUUCAUGUAUCUGAUGACUGUGGAUAAGAAAGGACAGGUUUAGACAAUCACUGAGAACCUUUGAGGGAAAUUUGGUGUGGUUUCCUGUGACUUGGGGUUGCUCUGCCCCCAUUGGAUUAGGUCGGAUGCAGUGAAUACUUUAGUAUGACGCUUAACGUGAAGAAAUUAAUUUACAAAUAUUAUUUGACCCAGAAUAUGUGAACAAUGUGGUAUAAACGCCCUAAAUAUAACAGUCAAUUGUAUUACCCAUUCAAUUCUACACAACACUGGUGUGAACUUGAACAUGAUUAGUCAGAUGAAAAUAACAAUUGUCUUUUUCAAUUGUGGUCAUGUACCUGCCCUCGCAUUUGUGUGACCUUUAAAGAGGAUCUUGCUUCCGUUAAAAAAACAAGGAAUUUAUGUCAAACAAGACACACACACUAGGUGGCAGCCAAUAUGGAUUCCAAUGGAUGAGAUGCACAGGAAUACAGUGAAGAGGGAAUGUGAGUAGAGGGAUUAUAAUGUGUCGAGGCUCAAAUGCUGACUGAGCGAUUCGUCUGUAUUGUAUCCCCUCGCUCGGACAGCUGUUUUAACAGAGGUUUUAUGUCGAAGAAAUACGUGAGUAAAUAAAUGAAAAUGAAUGAAUAAAUAAAUAAAGGUAUCUAAUAGUAAAUGUAUUUCCACUCCAGUGUAAUAUUUGUUUGUCUGCGUGUGUGCUUGUGCGAGACUUCAUUCUAUUGAACACGAGAUGGCACCCGAGAGCCAUGUCAUCCACAGACACACCCACAUAAACACUGCGGAUCACGGUUUAACGACGCAUAACACGGGUCUCCUUUGGUAAAGAUAUUUGAUACGUGUUGCAUUUGGGUGUCGUGCGGCCAUAAAAGAGCACUAAAUCAACGAAACACUCAAAUAAAACCCAACUGUCUGACAUUUAAAAUCAGGCAUUAUCUCAGGGUAGCUGUGCGGUGCGGCAAGACCCGAUCGUCGCUCGUCGGCUCCUAGCGAAUAACAGUCGAGCAACCGGCGGCGCGCAGACUUCCAGCGGGGGAAACCGACGAGAGCCUCAUCACUCAGAACACCACUCACUGAUUAAGGCUACCUCCGAGCGGUGGGAGCUGGAUCGUGUUCCGUUCUGGGAGUUUGCUGAUAGUUUACUCCUGUGGGAUUGGGAUAAUUCACCGCUUGACUUCUACGUUCCUUGGUUAUGAAAUACAAACGCGGAGCGAACUCAGGCCAGGCCGGGCCUGCGGAGGACUAGCUUAGCCCCGCUAGCCGCUCUGCCCAGCGCUCUAGUGUUGUGCUCACUGGGUCACUGUGCUAGCCAGCUAGUGUUGUCGCUAGCGCCAACCGAUAAGAUAAACUGGACUGCUAGCUUGUUUUGGUGUGGACCCUUGGAGAAGAAAGAGGAACGUAUUGAAGUACAUAUCACUGAAGCCCUUUGCCUAACUUUCUGGAAGGAAUACGCAACGAAAUCGGAUUUUAAAAGUUAAAGACUCGCUAGCUUACUUUGUUGGUGAGCUAGCUGCCAGUGAUAAAUCAAAGUUCUGCUUUUGGGGAACAGUUCUUCAACCGAUUUUGCUUUUGACAGCGGACAGUUUGACUUGGAUGUUGUCGGCCAGACAGGAAUAAGUGUCGAACCUACCCCUUUGGAGCCGAUUGUCCACACGUACACCAGCGAGUGUGCAGCCAGUCUUUCUGUUACGGCUGGGCGCUAGGGCUGCCCGCACGGCUCUCCUUGCCCAAUGGAGGACCAUGACAACAUGGACUAUUUUUACCAGCAGGUAGUUCAGAAGGACGUUUCCCGAAGGAUACAGGUCGGCCAGGACCUUAUCAACUACCUGAAUGAUCCCGAACGCUCACCGGACGUGGAGCAAGAUAAACCCCGAUUGGAUAAGACCAUAGACGAGCUAACGGGAUGGGUGAACGCAAGCAAUUUCAAGGUGGUGCUGUUGGGUAUCGACAUAUGCGGGGCUUUUGUGGACCGCAUGGGCGAACGCUUCAAAGGCUACCUGGGAACAGUGGUGCCAGCGCUGGUUGACCGGCUUGGAGACUCUAAGGACCAGGUUAGGGAGAACAGCCAGACGCUCAUCCUUCGCUGUAUGGAGCAGACGGCCUCGCCCAUGUACGUGUGGGAGCGGCUAAUUCCCGGGUUCAAGCACAAGAACUUCCGCAGUCGAGAAGGAGUCUGCUUGUGUCUCUGCGCCACCCUCAGCAAUUAUGGGGCCCAAUCACUGAGCCUCAGUAAACUUGUCCCCCAUCUCUGCACUCUGACAGGAGAUCAGAACCCACAGGUGCGCGAAGCCUCCAUCACAGCUCUGGUGGACGUGUACCGCUACGUUGGCGAGCGCGUCCGAGCAGACCUGAGCAAGAGAGGGCUCCCUGCGGCACGGCUCCAGACGUUAUUAGGCCGUUUUGAUGACGCGUUGAACUCGGGCAACAUGGCGCUCAGCCCAAGUCAUGACCGGAGCUUCGAGGAUGACGACAGCGUGGACGGGAACCGGCCGUCCUCGGCGGCCUUCAAGGUGCCCAAAGUCCCCAAGAAGCCUGCAGAGUCUGCAGCCGCCCGUCGGCCCAGCGCCACCGGCUCCAAGCUGGCGGCCAAGGAAGGAGGAGCCGGGGCCAUCGACGAGGAGGACUUCAUCAAGGCCUUCACAGAUGUCCCCCAAGUGCAGAUCUACUCGGCCAGGGACCUGGAGGACAACCUGAACAAGAUCCGCGAGAUCUGCUCCGACGACAAACACGACUGGGACCAGAGGGCCGCUGCUAUGAAGAAGGUGCGCUCUCUCCUGGUGGCCGGUGCGGCCGACUACGACUGCUUCUACCAGCACCUGCGUCUGCUGGACGGGGCCUUCAAGCUGUCCGCUAAGGACCUGCGCUCGCAGGUGGUGCGCGAGGCCUGCAUCACCGUGGCCAACUUGUCGAUGGUGCUGGGGAACAAGUUUGACCAUGGAGCGGAGGCCAUCGUGCCCAUCCUUUUCAACCUCAUCCCCAACUGUGCCAAAGUCAUGGCCACGUCCGGGGUGUUCGCCAUCCGCUUCAUCAUACGCCACACUCAUGUUCCCAGGCUUAUACCCCUCAUCACUAGUAACUGUACAUGCAAGUCCGUGGCAGUCCGAAGGCGCUGCUUUGAUUUCCUGGACCUGCUGCUACAAGAGUGGCAGACCCACUCUCUGGAGAGACACACAGCGGUUCUCAUCGACAGUAUCAAGAAGGGACUGGGAGAUGCAGACUCUGAGGCAAGAGUUGAAGCUCGCAAGGCCUACUGGGGUCUGAGGAACCACUUCCCGUCAGAGACCGACGCCCUGUUCAACUCCCUGGAGCCGUCGUACCAGCGCACCCUGCAGUCCUGCCUGCGCAGCUCCGGCAGCGUGGCCUCCCUGCCCCAGAGCGACCGCUCCUCCUCCUCCUCCCAGGAGAGCCUCAAUCGCCCUCUAACCUCCAAAUGGUCAGCCGCCCCGGGGAGAGUCCGCGUGGGGUCAAAGCCUGGCCUGUCGCCGGCCUCCCUGCAGCGUUCCCGUAGCGACGUGGAUGUGCACGCGGCCGCGGUCGCUAAGCACCGGAGCUUGGGCCAGGCCCGGGCAACGGGCAGACUGACCCCCGGCUCCUAUUCAUCACUGGAUGAUGCCUCUGAUAAACCGGAUGGCCGCUUGAGGACCAAGCAGCCUCUGUCCACCCCAAGCGCCGCCACCAUCAGCAGCCAGGUGGACUCCCGGGGCCGCACCCGCACCAAGAUGGUGUCCCAGUCCCAACGUUCUGACGAAUCGGAUUGCACGCCAGCCGGCAGUCGCAGCGGAUCCCCCGGCCGCGUGCUGACCACGACGGCCCUCAGCACCAUGAGCUCCGGGGCCCAGAGGGUCCUGGCCGGGACCGGCGGGGCCACGGCCCCCGGACACAGACGCAGCCGCAUCCCCCGGAGCCAAGGCUGUUCCAGGGACUCCUCCCCCACCCGGCUGUCUGUCGCUCCCUCCAGCAUUAGUUCCAUCUACAACGGAGCCAGCAGAGGAGCUCGAGGCAGUCGUAUCCCCCGGCCCAGUAUGAGUCAGGGCUGCAGCCGGGAGGCCAGCAGGGAGAGCAGCCGUGACACCAGCCCCAUUCGCUCCUUCACACCCCUGGCAGCACGGAGCUAUUCUCGCUCCACAGGGGCUCUCCACACACCUGAUACUUUUGGGGCUGCAGGGACGACAGGGUACAGCAUUAGUCAGUCCAGUCGCUUGUCGUCUUCGGUCAGCGCCAUGAGGGUCCUGAACCAGGGCUCCGACAUCGAGGAGGCGGUCGCAGACGCCCUGCUGUUGGGAGACAUGCGCUCUAAGAAGAAGCCUGCGCGGCGGCGCUAUGAGAACUACAGCAUGUACUCUGACGACGACGCCAACAGCGACGCCUCCAGCGCCUGCUCGGAGCGCUCCUACAGCUCCCGCAACGGGGGGGCCAUCCCCACCUACAUGAGGCAGACGGAGGACGUGGCCGAGGUGCUGAAUCGCUGUGCCAGUGCCAACUGGUCCGAGAGGAAGGAGGGACUUCUGGGACUGCAAGCCCUGCUCAAGAACCAGCGCACUCUCAGUCGAGUGGAGCUGAAAAGGUUGUGUGAAAUCUUCACCAGAAUGUUUGCAGACCCACAUAGUAAGCGAGACUCCGGCAGAACGUACGGCACGGCAGAAUCCGGUAUAAGCUCUGCUUCCUUCAAGAGAGUGUUCAGCAUGUUCCUGGAGACCCUGGUGGACUUCAUCCUGGUCCACAAGGAGGACCUGCAGGACUGGCUCUUCGUCCUGCUCACCCAGCUGCUGAAGAAGAUGGGCGCCGACCUGCUGGGCUCCGUCCAGGCCAAGGUCCAGCGGGCCCUGGACGUCACGCGCGAGUCUUUCCCCAACGACCUGCAGUUCACCAUCCUCAUGAGGUUCACCGUGGACCAGACGCAGACCCCUAACCUGAAGGUGAAGGUGGCCAUCCUGAAGUACAUUGAGACGCUGACCCUGCAGAUGGAGGCGCCGGACUUCGUGAACCUCAGCGAGACACGCCUGGCCGUUUCCCGCAUCAUCACCUGGACCACGGAGCCCAAGAGCUCCGAAGUCCGCAAGGCGGCCCAGGCGGUGCUGAUCUCCCUGUUCCAGCUCAACACCCCAGAGUUCACCAUGCUGCUGGCUGCGCUGCCCAAGACCUUCCAGGACGGAGCCACCAAGCUGCUGCAGAACCACCUGAGGAACACCGGGAACGCUGCCCAGGCCACCAUGGGCAGCCCCCUGACGCGCCACACCCCCCGCUCGCCGGCCAGCUGGACUAGCCCCCUCACCUCCCCCACCAACACCUCCCACCAGAACACGCCGUCGCCCAGCGCGUUCGACUACGACACGGAGAACAUGAACUCGGAGGACAUCUACAGCUCUCUGAAGGGCGUGACCGAUGCCAUCCAGAACUUCAGCGUGCGCAGCCAGGAGGACAUGAACGAGCCCGCCCGCCGGCGCGAGGGGGAGGAGCAGGGCGGCAGCGGACCAGAGGGCCGGCCGGGGGACGGGGUGGACGGCGGCCGCAUGGCGCUGGACAACAAGACGUCCCUCCUCAACACGCCCCUGCUCUCCAGCCCCCGGGGGGCCCGCGACCACUUCUCCGACUCUCCCUUCAAACACAGCCUGAAGGACAGCAGCAUAGACGACUUGGAGCAGAGCGCAGAUGACGGCAGCGGCUUGGACCAAUCGGAGCUGGUGGCGGAGCUGCUGAAGGAGCUGUCCAAUCACAACGAGCGUGUGGAGGAGCGGAAGGGGGCGCUGUGUGAGCUGCUCAGGCUGAUCCGCGAGAACACGCUGCAGGUGUGGGACGAACACUUCAAGACCAUCCUGCUGCUGCUGCUGGAGACGCUGGGAGACCGGGAGCAUGUGAUCCGUGCGCUGGCCCUGCGGGUGCUGAGGGAGAUCCUCAGCAAACAGCCGUGGAGGUUCAAGAACUACGCUGAGCUCACCAUCAUGAAGGCCCUGGAGGCUCACAAGGACCCCCACAAGGAGGUGGUGCGGGCGGCGGAGGAGACGGCGGCCAUGCUGGCCCUGUCCAUCAGCCCCGACCAGUGCGUCAAGGUGCUGUGUCCCAUCAUCCAGUCGGCCGAGUACCCCAUCAACCUGGCCGCCAUCAAGAUGCAGACCAAGGUGAUCGAGAGGGUGCCCCCCGAGGGCCUGGGCGCCCUGCUGCCCGAGAUCGUCCCCGGACUGAUACUGGGUUACGACAACUCUGAGAGCAGCGUAAGGAAGUCGUGUGUGUUCUGCCUGGUGGCAAUCUACGCUGUCAUCGGAGAGGAGCUGAAACCACACCUCAGCCAGCUGUCCAGCAGCAAGCUCAAGUUGUUGAAUCUGUACAUCAAGCGCGCUCAGUCAGGCUCGGGCGGCGAGCCCUCCGCCGAGGGCCUAUAGAGGAGACGGCGCCCCCUGCAGGCCAACCGUGGGACUGCAACUCUGCCUGCUGAACAACAACAACAACAACAACAACUUGCACAUCCGUUCACAAACUCAGAGCCACACCACGAGACUGGAAAACGAGAACCACAACCUGACACACGUGCAGAGACAAAAAAGUUCCACCCGACAGACCCUCACCCAUCAUUUGAGUUGUUAUUCAGCCUCAAAUCUCUAUCUUCCAUUGAAACAUGGUGCGCACACACACCCACACUCUCACACACCCACACUCUUACACACCCACACUCUCACACACCCACACACUCAAACCCACACUCACUCACACACCCACACACUCACCAACACACUCACACACUCACACUCACUCACACCCACACACACACACACACCAAAACUACAAUGAUGUAGCCAAAACCCACCACCAGGAGUGGGACAUGGGCAUGGCUGUUACAUUUCUCCUGAAACUGCGCCAGCACCUGGGAGUGGUCUGUGUGUGUGUGUGCGUGUUUGUGUGUGCGUGUGUGUGUGUGUAUAUACACUCUCACUCUUUCAAAAGGUGCUGAUGAGCCGAAAGGUACGACCCCCGACCCAGCACAGCACAAGGCUCACGGUCAUAAGGGCCUUUGCAGGUCAUCCUCUGGGCAUCACAUAGAAGCAGAGUCCAGCGUAUAGGAGGCAUAAUGUGCUUGGCUAUGCAUGAGACAUUUGUUUUUUUUUUAAUUAACUUUUUAUCGAGAUAACAGCUAUAGACAGUACGUGUGUC